UUUUAAUCAGCACGAGACUAUAUUCACAAUCCGGCGAAUUAAAAGCUCACAUGCUUCACAGUUGUGUGAAGUUCAAUGAUCUGUUUUUUAUUUUUUAUUUUUGUUCUUUUCUGUUUUUUGUUUCUAAACUUUGGAAGGUAAGAUUUUUGAGCUUCUUAAGCUUUGAGAUAAGACUAAACCCUCUUCUAUUUUGUAGAAAAUUAAGAUGUUUACAUCUGUGGAUGGGAAAGAUUCCAAUGUUAGAGACUUUCCUCUGUUUGCCUCCACCCAACAUCUCCCCCAUCUCAUCUUCCCCAAGCCCACACCACAUGCUCUUAACCCCAUCCCUACUCUUCCCAAUUUACCCUCUUCUUUCCCCUUUAUUACCCCAAUUGCCACUCCCUCAUCUCCAUUUCUCCAUGCCCUUUUCUGGUAUUUCACAUGGGGUGUUGCUGAUAAUGAUGAUGAUUUGGGAGGGAGGCUCAAUUUUGGGAUAUGUUGGUGUUAUUAGACAAGUAAAUGAGGAAUCUUUGAGGUGCAGUUUCUAGUUUUUCUCAUUCUCAGUUUAUGAAUCUGAAUUAGUAGAAAGAAACAAGAAAAAGAGCCAAAGAGAGGAGAAAAAAGAACAGCCAAUUGGGGGAAAUGACAUGAUAACUCGCCAAUUUGUUUUGCUCUCUUCUUAAUGCUGAUGAAACCAUCAUGAGCUGUGAGGUUCUUCUUCAAUCUCUCCCAUGGCGGAUCCUGAACCAGAGAAAGCUGGAAUCUCUUCUCUUAACAUGUCUUCUAAGAAAGAGCUUCUAUCCACAGCCAUGAAGAGAACCAGUGAAUGGAUUUUUUCCCAAGAAAUUCCAAGUGAUGUCACAGUUCAUGUUGGAGAAGCCUCCUUCUCCUUGCAUAAGUUCCCACUCGUUUCAAAAUGUGGUCACAUAAGGAAACUUGUCUCAGAAUCAAGUGAUGCUGAUCUCGCAACCGUCGAGCUCCCGGAUUGUCCCGGGGGAGCGGAGGCUUUCGAGCUAGCUGCCAUGUUUUGCUAUGGGAUAAACUUCGAGAUUGGCACCGAGAACAUUGCGAUGCUCCGGUGUGCAGCGGAGUAUCUCGAGAUGACGGAGGAAUACGCCGUGGGAAACCUGGUGGGGAGAACUGAGGCUUACAUCAAUGAAGUUGCACUCAAAAGCCUUGGAGGGGCAGUGUCUGUUCUGCAUAUGUCUCAAAGCCUUCUUCCAACUGCAGAGAAGGUCAAAUUGGUGAGCCGCUGCAUUGAUUCUAUUGCCUUUGUGGCUUGCAAAGACAGCCAUUUUAGUAUGUUAGGAGGGGGCAGAAAUUCUGAGGGUGCCCUUCCUAAGGGCUUUGUUUCUUCCCUUCCUACUACUACUACUCACCCAAGGCCUCUUGUUGAUUGGUGGGCUGAGGACUUGACUGUUCUCAGAAUUGACAUCUUCCAAAGAGUUCUUGUUGCUAUGAUGUCCAGAGGCUACAAACAUUAUGCUCUCGGUCCCGUUCUCAUGCUCUAUGCGCAGAAAUCGCUUCGUGGUUUGGAGGUGUUUGGGAAGGGGAGGAAGAGAAUUGAGCCACAACAAGAGCAUGAGAAGAGAGUUGUACUGGAGACUAUAGUGAGCCUUCUGCCGAGGGAGAGGAACACGUUGUCGGUUAGCUUUCUUUCGAUGCUCCUGCGUGCAGCUAUAUAUCUCGAGACGACGGUCGCUUGUCGGUUAGAUUUGGAGAAGAGAAUGGCUGUACAACUGGGGCAGGCUGUUUUGGAUGACCUUUUGAUCCCUUCAUAUGCCUUUACUGGAGACACAUUGUUCGACGUCGAGGCCGUGCAGCGGAUCAUGAUGAAUUAUCUUGAAUUCGAAGUUGAAGGGAACCAAUUCAGGUACAACGGGAAUGAGGAACAUGUCUCCCCUUCAUCAGGCGACCUGGAAAAAGUGGGAAAACUAAUGGAGAAUUAUCUCGCUGAAAUUGCCUCGGACCGCAACUUAUCCAUCUCGAAAUUCAUUAAUCUUGCUGAACUUAUCCCUGAACAAGCAAGAGUUACAGAAGAUGGGAUGUACAGGGCCAUAGAUAUCUACUUAAAGGCUCAUCCUUCAUUGAGUGAUAUGGAAAGGAAGAAAGUGUGCAGUUUAAUGGACUGCCAAAAGCUAUCUAGAGAGGCCUGCGCUCACGCCGCCCAAAACGAUCGGCUUCCCGUUCAGACGGUGGUGCAGGUGCUUUACUACGAGCAGCAACGGCUACGAGACGUGAUGAAUGGCGGUGCGACCGGAGUCGAGUUGCCUACAGUUCCUGCUAAAAUGAGCAUAUAUUCCACUGAUGUAGCAGCAGUUGCUGCACACCCAGUUUCAGAUGAGCUCUCCAUUUUGAGAAGAGAGAAUGAGGAUCUAAAACUGGAGCUGGUGAAAAUGAAGAUCAAAAUGAGAGAAUUUGAGAAGCCAUCCAUAAGGAGUCCACAACCAAACACUCAGCUGUUGCAGCCUGCUUCUGCUGCUUCAGCUGAGAAGCCUCCACUGCCCAAGAAGUCAUUCAUAAACUCGGUGUCAAAAAAGCUCGGUCGGCUCUAUCCCUUCGUCCGCACCGAUGGAGUCCCGUCCAACUCGAAAGGCCGAGUAAGGCCUGCCAAGGACCGGCGACAUUCAAUAUCCUGAGAGGCCAGGCAGCUUUCAAAACCUCUCUACACAGCUUUUGUGAAGAGUCUGGUUUUUGUUUUGUUUCUUUGUUUUGUUUCUUUGUUUUGCUUUCAAGGAUUUGAAACCUUAAAAAAAUCUCUGCCAUUUGGUCCCUUUUGUAAUCUCUCUUAUGUUGUAAAUAAUAUUGACAUUUCUCAGUGUUUGUAAUAAUGAUAAAAGCAUAUUCAUUUUGAGA
Momordica charantia (bitter melon) is the source of this 2835-nucleotide messenger RNA. RefSeq names its product Phototropic-responsive NPH3 family protein. The record is from RefSeq and is a predicted model, not a curated record. NCBI's taxonomy places the organism in Eukaryota, Viridiplantae, Streptophyta, Magnoliopsida, Cucurbitales, Cucurbitaceae. Gene Ontology annotation, molecular function: protein binding.